Hibiscus syriacus is the source of this 892-nucleotide messenger RNA. RefSeq lists its product as uncharacterized. The transcript is spliced from 3 exons. NCBI's taxonomy places the organism in Eukaryota, Viridiplantae, Streptophyta, Magnoliopsida, Malvales, Malvaceae. The record is from RefSeq and is a predicted model, not a curated record. The coding region runs from base 215 to 814 and encodes 199 amino acids.
CUCCCUCCAUAUAUUUAUUGUUUCUAAAAUUCUCCCCCAAUAAUUAUUCCUUUUUUUGGCUUCAAUUUUUAUUGUGUUUAAUCUCUCUGUUUUCUCCUCCUGCUUUCUGAUUCUGGGUUUAAUUUAGUUCUCGUUUCUCCCCCCCCCCGAAAUAGCCAUAAAAAUUGGAUCCACGUCGAAGAAGAGAAAAUCCGACGCUACUCGGCUGGACGAGAUGGAUCGGAGCAUGUACAACACCUUCUGUAGCGCUGCUAACUCGCUUUCGCAGCUUUAUUCUCAGGCCAUGAACCACCAGCGUGUCUCUUUCCAGGCCGGCGAACGUCACGCCCUGGAGAAGCUUUUUCAAUGGAUUUUGAGGCAGCAUGAAGAAGGGACAAGGGUGGCAAUAGCUGAUAUAGUUGCUCAUUUGCAGAAUGAACUUGAAUACGGGGAAGAAGAGUCUCCAAUGUCCCCCAGGCCUCCAUUCCACCAGAACCCUCAAACCACGACACACAUGAAUGCUCCGAGCGCUCCCCUUUUAUCUACCCUGAUUUCAGCAUCAACAAAUGGACAGGGAGAUCGUUCUGGGGAAUAUCGAGGAAAGAACCCGGAAUUCUCAAAUGCAAUUUCGAACCCGAUUCAAGGGAGCCUUCAGCACUACCAGUCAUUCCACCAGGUUGGUAACCAUUCAAACAAUGUCGUAUCUUCUUCUGCCGAUAGACAUCAAAACGACAAGAUCAAUUAUAGUCACCAGCAGAAUGGGGAAGCCGAUUCCUCUAUCUUCAGUGAUUACAUGGACAUGCCUAUGCAUGCUGAUAGUCCAGUCUAUGAAUAACCCUUUCUGAAUUCCCCCCUCUAAGUUUUUGUUCAACCCUGGUUUAGUCUAGCAAACUCUAAAUUCGCUGCAUAUGUA